Messenger RNA from Anisakis simplex (herring worm), 261 nucleotides. NCBI's taxonomy places the organism in Eukaryota, Metazoa, Nematoda, Chromadorea, Rhabditida, Anisakidae. The record is from the annotation of a GenBank genome assembly.
AUGUGUGUUGGCGAGACUGGCAUGGGCAAGACAACCCUAAUCGAGUCGCUGUUCAAUAUGCAAUUGGAUUUUCCACCGUGUAAUAAUGAGUUGAAAACUGUGAAUCUGUUGUCGCACACAUAUGAUGUGGUGGAAGGUGGUAUUCGUCUUAAGUUGACGAUUGUAGAGACUGCAGGAUUCGGUGAUCAGCUGGACAAAGAUAAGAGGUUUGCAAUUAGUGGAAGUCUUGUUUUGUUUGCUUCACCGUUUUUUUUGCCGUAA